AAUUGCUACAAGAACUCUACGACCCAAAACUGCACCGAGUUGUCGCUCGUCACUCUGGUCGAUGUAUCUUUGUUCAUCUUCGCGUGUCUCCUCGCCGCCUUCAUCUGCGCCGGGAAUGCCCUUGCCAUCUGCGCCAUCUGGAAGACUCCUUCGCUGCGCACGCUGCCGAACAUGUACGUUGCCAGUUUGGCGUUUGCGGACUUCGUCGUCGGGCUGGGCUGCGUCCUGCUGGCCUUGUUCCUCCUGCCCCCGACGCGGGUCGCGCUCUUCUUUCGUUACAUCAACCUGUGCGUGCUGAUGCAGGGGCUGAACCUCGGCAUGACGGCGGUGUCCGUCUGCCACAUGGCCCUCAUCUCGGUGGACAGGUUCCUCUACAUCACGCGACCUUACCUAUACGACCGCGUGUUAAAACCGAGGCGAGCGGUCGUCGUUCUGGCGGCAAUUUGGCUGUUUGGUGUCGUUUACAGCUUCCUGCCUCAAUUCAUCUACAAGCCGUACGGCCCGCAGCCGUUGUGCGACGUCACACUCGUACUGCCCAUCGGCUAUUUGUUCUACUCCAGCAGCAGCAUUUACUUUUCCCUCGUCGUUGUGAUCAUGGCGAUGUAUUCCGUCAUUCUGCACACUGCCUUCCGGCAGCAGAAAGCCAUCACCGCGAUCACGCACAAUAUUGCUGGGAUUAAUGGUGAGUUAUUUGUUAGAACGUAGUGGCCUGACCAGAUCUUAAUUUUUUUAAAAAUGCAGUACUUCGUAUCACACAUAAUACGCUCUUUUCUGAACAUAAACAUAGACAUAGACAUAGACAUAGACAUAGACGCGGUGUAUGGCGAACUCUGAAAGGUUUACAGAAAUUAAACUAUUUAAGAAUUCUUGGCUGCUUUGAAUUAUAUCGCAUGAUAAAAUCUUCCCUCGGUUCAACGCGUCACCCAAGACUCAUCCCAUUCACAGGUGUUUAGAAUGUUACAAGACAUUGGUGAGGUUAUAAAUGCGUCAAUGCCAAUCAUCAAGAGCGGCUAACUUUCUCGUCUAGUAAUCUACAUAAUCGAAUACUUCAUGUUGGGUGGGUGUGUCAAAAAAAAAAAAAAAAGAAAAGAUUCUCAGGUUACUUAGGGCACUGAUUUCUUACAUAAAGCAAGAUAAUUCCACCACAACCCAGAUGAGGUUACGAACUUGUAUAUAAAUCACCCCCAAACCUCACCCUUUCAGUUACUCCCGCUGAUUUUCCCACCCAUCAUAUAUUGCUAAUUCUGAAGCGAAUAUUUCACUGACAAAAUGUAGCUGUCACGCAUGAUGAUAGAUUUCUUCAAAUAAAAUCAUUUAAUAACUCAGCCUUUCGUCAUUCCUGUGGUCCCAUAGUAUAAGGUAAAUUGUACCACUCUUCUGCUAAAGCACCCACCCCUAAAGUAACCCAUUGUUAAAGAGAAACACCACCCGGUUUGGGAACCUCUGGUCUAAACUGUAGAAUGAGCUUCAAGCGUUCCAAAGUAAUCGUCCAUGUAGUUCUCAUGUAAGUCAAUUUGUACAUCGAUUUAGCACGUUUAAGUGUUGAUUUAAAAAAAUAAUCUUUUUUGGCUGUACAAAAUUAUUUCUAACUGAUUUGUUUCAUCUUUCCCGUAAACAAUCAGUAAAUCGUCAGGUUUUUUUUUAAAAUGUAAUUGCUCCGUGGAGCAUUAAAUUAUUAAAUUGAGAUUAGCGUUAAAUUAUUCCAACACUUUCGGGAGGUGGGUUGGAGGCUGUGAGAUAGUUUGACUCGUCAUUCUUUUAGUGAAGGCGAUGGGGGGGGGGGGGGGGGGAAGAUUUGAUGAACCUAAAGGAAAAUGAGGUCCCGCGCCUUCUCGGCGUCCGUGAUAAAGUAUUAGGGGAAAGUGUUUGGGGUGGGGACCUGAUAUGAUCUUAAGCGUAGUCUACUUGUUAAGCCGUGAUGUAUAUAACCGAUAACUGAUGGACAUCCCCGAUGGACAUCCCCGACAGCUCCACUCCACACCUAGUAACCAGCCAUCGACUAAUAGAAAUAGGCCACGUAAACAAAAAGAAAGGAAAUAACUCAAAGCCCUUGUUACCUUUAUCCUUGACGGCAAUCAUCAAAGCAAGGAUUUAAGAGAAAAAGUCGUCUUUUGAUGAAAUUAAGUAUGGAUAAAAAAAAUGUGUUUAUAGUACAAUGCCAGCUAUUAGGGUCAGUGAAUGAGCGAUCAAAAAGACUUUAACAUUUCUCAGAAGUGAUAUUUCAAAUGUUGUUGUUGUUUUUUUUAAUGAACUUGAAGGAUGUGUGUAUUUGCCCGGGGGGUGAGGGGCGUGCAGUGGUGUACUUUGAAUAAAUUCUAACCGGGGUCGAAUGCCCGAAAGUCCUCUCCAAACGCACACAUUGAUUCUCUCCAAACGCACACAUUGAUUCUCUCCAAACGCACACAUUGAUUCUCUCCAAACGCACACAUUGAUUUUAUAAUGUUAGGCAUUUGUAGCCCAAAGUGUCUCUCGGGUUAGUCGCAAACUUCGCAUCCCUUUAGUUACGCCAGUGGUGAAGCAAAUGUGUGUAGUGUCCUCUACCUACAGGUCUUAAUACGACCCUGACCCCGCUGAUGAAGAUAUAUUUUAGCCUUUCUAGAAUUGCCAUGCAGUGCAAAAGUUCAAUGAAAAGAUGCACUUACUCUACGAUAAAACAGAAAGUACCCCCCAAAAAAUGAAAAUGUACAUUAAAUUUGAUAUUACACCGCCUAUUUAAUAGUAUCGUGUUUCGAUUCAUAUUAUUUUUUGUUAGGAAUAAAAGGACAAGGAGUUGUGAAAUGUCAGUAAGCGAAAUGUAUAAUUUGCGAUGGAACCAAUUUGUGCUAGAUAAUUUAUCGUGUUUUCAGCUGUUGAUUAGUUCAUGUUUCGAUUAGUCCGUAAGCUGAUUUCGUCGGUAUGUUGAUUAGUACAGCUACAUCUAGUGAUGGGUGAUUACACAAGUCAGCGGUUGUGAUAAAAUUAUCAUUUAACUCGAUGACAACUUGUAAAUUCACAACAUGGUCCGAUUUUUAUUUAUUACAAAAAAUUACAAAAAAUAUGGCUCUUGGUACCCACACAUUACCCCUUAUCUCCCCACCAACGUAGUCUGUGCGUGGUUAAAAUUUCAUUAGACUAACAGUUUUGCUUCACGCCCAUAACUGUUUACUAUUCCCCGAUUCUGAAGGUCAUGGCCGUGGAACGAGGAAGAGCUCACUGAGGAGUGUCAAGUUUUUCAUCAUCGUCUUCGGAGUCUUCUUCAUUUGCUUGACGCCCGUCGUCUGCUGCAUGGCUGUGGACUACUACGUCAAUGUGCCCGGCGACAUCUAUCGUCUGCUCAACCUGCUGGCGCUCACCAAUUCUGGGAUGAACUUCGUCAUCUUCGCGGUUCUCAAGAAACAGUUCAGAUGGGCC
This is a messenger RNA of Lymnaea stagnalis (great pond snail), 3390 nucleotides long. The record is from the annotation of a GenBank genome assembly. Lineage: Eukaryota; Metazoa; Mollusca; Gastropoda; Lymnaeidae.